Molecule: messenger RNA, 1147 nt
Organism: Coccinella septempunctata (seven-spotted ladybird)
Lineage: Eukaryota; Metazoa; Arthropoda; Insecta; Coleoptera; Coccinellidae
Exons: 2
Coding region: 216-992 (258 amino acids)
Source: RefSeq, a predicted model, not a curated record
CGGUUCUGGAAGUAUUCAAACCAAAACACAAAAACAGCUAAUGAACCAUCGAACAUGGAUCAGUGUUUCGGCGCCAAUAUUUGAACUUAGGUAGUUUACCAUCCCUGAAAUAAUAAACCACACCCUAUCCCCCGCAACAUUGUCGCCUGCAUAAGAAAAGUUCAAGUUGCUUCAGCCAGAGCUUCAGCCUUAUUAUAUUAAUAAUAAAUUUAUUCAUGAUGAGUGAUGAAAAUGUUGUAGAAUAUAUUUCUUUGGACAAUAAUUUGGACAAUUAUUUCUUUAAUAGCCGAGAUAGAAAUCUAGCCUUAAUAGAUCUAUAUAAAAAAUUUAAAUCAAGAGUGGGAACGGUGGAAAUGCGAUCAAACAAAAAAUUAUGGGAAGUGGUUGCUAAGGAAUUGGUCACCAUUUUUAAGGUUCCAGUAACUGCCACCAAGUGCGAAAAUAGGUGGAAAGUGCUGGAACGCAAUUACAAAAAGUGCGUCGACAACAAUAAUAGGACGGGAAGGGGUGUAAGGAUUUUCGAAUUCGAAAAAGAAUUCGAUGAAAUUUACGGAAAGAAAAAAAAUAUAAGGCCAAUUCUACUCUUGAGUAGUGCAACAGUAAAUAAUCCACAAGAUGUAGCUGCAGCUCCAUCAGCUGAAGAACCUGUUCCAGGAACAUCUCAUCAAGAUUCCCAAGAGGACACCAUAUGUCCCCCAUGUCUGCCCAGUACAUCCCGAGAUAAAGAAAAUACUGGGGCUGCAACGGCGAGGGCAACAUCAAAGAUUGUUAGGAAGAGGUCACUAAGAACAACAACCUCUUCCUACAAAAAACGAAAUGACAUUCUUGUGGAGAUGAAGAAUGACUUGAAAAGUUAUUACGAAUCAAAGAAGAAAAUUGAUCUGGAAAAAUUAGAGAUAGCAAAAAAAAAGCUUGAAGACCGAACGAAAAGAACAGAACUUCUAGAGCGAUAUCUCAAAAUUCAGACGAGCGUAAUAACUUUUCAAGAAUGAUCAUCUCCACAAGAAUGAUUCAUGGCUGUGAAAAAUUUUGUUUACAGAAGUUUAUCUACUUGUUUUAAAUCUAUUUUUGUUUCCUAUUCUACGUUAGUGAUUAUUUAUCCUCUCUUUUUAAUUGUGUUUUUAUUAUAUUUUUCUCUUUUUGAUAA